Messenger RNA from Oryzias melastigma (Indian medaka), 2160 nucleotides. Its product is annotated as mpv17-like protein. Gene Ontology annotation, cellular component: cytoplasm; membrane. The transcript has 4 exons. The record is from RefSeq and is a predicted model, not a curated record. Bases 224 to 841 code for a protein of 205 amino acids. Lineage: Eukaryota; Metazoa; Chordata; Actinopteri; Beloniformes; Adrianichthyidae.
GUAAGUGACGUACGGUGACGUAGAGGACGCAGGCUGGGGGCAGAAGUCCCGCAGUUUGACAGCGGUCCUCUCCAGCGUGAAAGCCCCUCCGUCCCGCGGGGAUCUGCGUGGAGUCGUCCGUCCGUCAUGUCGGACAGUCGCGCAGGGUGAGACUCCGCCCACCGCUGGACGCGCAGCUGGAAUUUCACGACGUUUCGGCGGAGAGGGGAGGAGGUUGGCGGGUAUGGGAGAGGCGUUUCUGAGGCACGUCCGCCGGUUCCCCUGGGUCACCAACGUGUCUCUGUACGGCUGUCUGUUCGCCGGGGGGGACUUCGUCCACCAGUGGUUCUCCAGGCGGGAGAACGUGGACUGGAAGCAGACGCGCAACGUGGCCGUGGUCGCCUUCACCUUCCACGGCAACUUCAACUUCUUCUGGAUGCGCUUCCUGGAGCGGAGGUUUCCCGGGACCUCCGCCGGGAUGCUGCUGAGGAAGGUGCUGCUGGACCAGACGACGGCGGCCCCGUUGGCCACCAGCGUCUUCUACACAGGUGUCAGCUUCUUGGAGGGGAAAGACGACAUCCUGGCGGACUGGAGAGAAAAGUUCCUGAACACCUAUAAGACGGGACUGACAUUCUGGCCGUUCAUGCAGCUUCUGAACUUUGCUCUGGUGCCUCUGUACAUGCGGACCACCUUCACCGGCUGCUGUGCCUUCGUUUGGGCCACCUUCCUCUGCUUCUCCCGUCAGACUGGCGACGGAACAGCUGGCGCCGCUCUGGCAUGGCUGUUCCAGCCUGCAGAGGACAAAGCGGAACUCGACAAAGGCAAAGCCGAGGCAGCUGCCGCAUCCAAACCCACACCGUAGCACGAGCGGUGAUUCUCCUGAGCGUUGAAACUUGACACAGCUGGCGGGGUUAGGGGGUUUGGUCCAGUCCUCCCGUGUCAAGAAGUUUAUCCGAUGAAAUGUGCGACAGAAGUCUGAUUGUAAACAUGCAUCUCCAUCCUGCUGCUGAACAAACAUUUUCAAACUUAACUGUUUUGGAAAAAGAUCAAACUCAUAGCUGCUUAGUGGAGAAUUCCGAUUUAGCCUGCAAAGUACAGAUUUUUAUGGACUUGAUUGUUGUUCGUGAUCAGCGGCAGAUACCUGGAAAUCCUGGAAGGAUCUAUGGAGAAAGGAAAGCUAACCUUUGACUUUUAGGUUCAGAAAGUUUGCGUUCAUCUAGGCUUCAGACUCUGGACCAAAUUCUAGAUUGGACUGGUUCUCAUGAACAUCAUGAUGUCCUGCGCACACACUGACUUUGCACUGUUGGUCCUCAGUUUGUUUGCUGAUCGGGUUUUUGUUUCAGGAAGCUCUCCUGCUUAAAGUCCCAGUCCAACUAUAUAUUUUUGUAUCUUGAAGUCUUCCCAGUGAUAAUUUAAUUAAAAUUUUGCCUUUUUUAGGCACUAUAAAGAAAAUAUUUAUUCUGCAGAGCAGCAGUAGUUUAUUAGAGUUGUGAGCGGGACUGUUGAUGUGGAAGUAAACCUCUGCUUAUAUCCCAUCAUCCCUUUGUUUACGCUGUCUCCCGCUAGCUUACAGACCCUCAAAACCUAACAUUAGAGGUGAAAAAAAUGGUGAGCGAUAUAAGAACUAUGCAGCCGUUUUUAUCUGUUCCUAACGAUCACGAUUUGAGUAAAGAAAUACUCAGAAACUCUUAAAUUAUUUUAUAUUUGUCCUCCAUCAUGAGAAACGUGCUACAAGAACAUGUUAAAACAUGAAUUUCAUUGGAGUGGGUCUUUAAACAAAAUGCAGUCUUCUGGACAGUAGGUGCUCAAGCUGUUAAUAAUAUUUAAGAUUUCUCAAAAGUUUAAAUUUGUUGUAUAUUUAUGGAUCAGAUUAAAUUGUGUUUGUGUUCUAAAAACAUUAUAAACUCUAACCUUUUCAUACCAAACCUGUUUUAGAAGUUUUUUGAUGUGAGGCUGAGAGUCGGUCGAUGAAAGCUGGUGACUUUACACUGGAACAUCCAUGGAUCGUUUUGUGUCACUAAUGAGUAAACUCUGUGUUUUUAACUCUCAGUAUGUCUAACAAAUGUUUGGGUGUCACAGAGAGUGUGUUGGUGCUUUUGACUUUUCCUAAUAUUUUCUCAAAUCUUACAGGUGGAAUUUAAAAUAAAAUAAAGUUAUCUGUUGACACGCCUGGAACAAACA